AUGUCGGGCAGCGAUACCGGCGAUGGUGGUAUCUAUGAACCUCUCCUCCCGCCACUCCAAGACAUCACCCCCCAGAAUCGAGGUCCAAUUGCACUGGCGACCGCAGUGACCCUGCUUGUCAUUUCUUCGUUGACAGUGGGCGUCAAACUAUGGACAAGAUAUGCCACAACCCGAAACUUCGGGUCAAACGACAUCGUGAUGUUUGCAGCUAUUACAUUGGCAUACGGACAAACUAUAUCUAUCUCCCUCGCGGUAGACAAGGGACUGGGCCGACACCAAACGGCGGUCAAGGAACCAGAUCUCAUCGAGCUCAGUAAAUUGUUUUAUGCCUCCAACAUUCUUCUCGUCCUGGCGUUGGCUUGUGCCAAAGCAGCGGUAACUCUGCUUAUCAUUGCUAUCAAGCCGCUACGAUGGGUUAUGUUUGCUUGCUAUGGGAUGCUCGGCUUCGUCGCAGUCUGGGGGGUGGCCAGCGUCUUCGUGGUGGCCUUUCAAUGUUCACCGAAUCAUUGGUCACUCGGCCCAAGCUCUGGCGCUGAUCCACAAACUUGUAUCGAUCAAUAUGCGAUGCAAAUUGCACUACGAGCCAUGGACAUCGCCAGCGACGUAGGGAUUGUCCUCCUGCCUGCGCUAAUGAUGCGGUCGGUCCAAGUUUCCAACGGCAAGCGAUGGAUGGUGGUCACACUGUUUGCCAUCAGAUUAGCCACACCGGUAUUCACUGCAGUCUCGAUCGUCGCAUAUGAUGAUUUCUACCAUUCAGUUCCCCAGGAUCGCACUUGGCACGCAGUCACACCCUCGGUUUGGACUUCCUGUGCCUUGAACCUGUCCAUCGUCACAGCCUGUAUCCCUUCGAUCAAGCGCUUCCUUGCCGACUGGGCCGCCGGCCUCAGUGCCGUGACCAUAUCUGAACCUUUCGAAUUGGAGCAUUCUGCUGGCAAGACCGGUGCUGGUCUCACGUACGCCGCGGGCAGCGGCAUGGGAAGCAAGAUCGCCACGAAAUUGGGACUGUCAUCCACCAGCAAGGCUGAAAUUACCUCGACGGUACGCAGCCGGAGUGACAAUGAAGACGACGAGACGGUUCGGAACACGAAUAGAAACCGCUCGCGCGGCGCCGGCGGGCGGCAACCGGACAACACCUCAGAAAGCGUCAAAGGCCUCACGGACGGAGUGAUUAUGCACUCGAUCGAUUACCGUGUCGAGUACGAAGACCACACGACGGAUCAUCGCGAUUGGAGCAGUCGCAGCAGCGGCGGCCGCUGA
Molecule: messenger RNA, 1257 nt
Organism: Cladophialophora immunda
Lineage: Eukaryota; Fungi; Ascomycota; Eurotiomycetes; Chaetothyriales; Herpotrichiellaceae
Exons: 4
Coding region: 1-1257 (418 amino acids)
Source: RefSeq, a predicted model, not a curated record